AGCGCGGCCCGUGACCCCUGAGUGACCUCGGGCACACCGCAGAGCGAGACGCGCGGCGCGCCGGCUUCAACCUCACUCACGGCCAGGCCGGUGGAAAACGGGGGAUUUCCUUCUUUUUUUUUUUUGUCCGACUUUAUUAUUUGAUCUUCCCGAACAAGCUCGACGUUACCCGCUGACACUCCGCCUGGGCGAAUGGCUGGGAUCGAGAAGCUGUCUCCCGCGUCGGGCCCCGUGGAGACCAGGCCGCCGGAAGACGAGAUCGAGGGAGACGAGGAGGACGAGGAGCUGGACGAGACCCUGGCGGAGCGGCUGUGGGGGCUGACGGAGAUGUUCCCCGAUGGGGUGCGCUCGGCGACGGGCGUGACCCUCGACUGCUCCCUCUCCCUGACCAAAAAGCUCUACAGCUUCACGCGCUCGGCGCUCUGGAUCGGCACCACCUCCUUCAUGAUCCUGGUCCUGCCCGUCGUCUUCGAGACCGAGAGGCUGCAGCUGGAGCAGCAGCAGCUGCAGCAGCAGAGACAGAUCCUGCUGGGACCAAACACGGGCAUGUCAGGGGGGAUGCCAGGGAUGAUGGCUCCUGCUCCAGGCAAGAUGUGACCUGGAACCCGGAACCGCGUCCGAUCCUCUCCGGAGCCGAGGAGACGCGGGGAGGGGGCGGGAGGGGGGCGGCACCGGAGAGAGGAAGAAGACGCCCCGCCCCCUCCCUUCCCAGCAGCCCCUGCAGCGCUGCCCGAUUCCCAGACUCCCCGGAGCGGCCCGCAGAGACUCACCCCGUCCCCCCCCCGUCCCGCCCACUGUGGUUUUACUGUAGUGUUUUUACACGCGGGUCGUGGGAGCAGCUGGGAUCGGAGAGGCCAGGAGGAGACUGCAUCACGUCCACGCGGGGCUGUGCCGUGUUCGGGCUGGUUCCGGUUCAGGACGGGCUGGGCUCUGCUGGCGAUGCCUCCAUGAGCCCGGCCCGUCACCUGGGGCCCGGGGCGUUGGGCAGGACUGGGCUGAGAAAUGAACCGGACUGGGCUCAGUUUUGACCAGACUGUCACCCAGCAGCUGGACAGCAGAGCCCCUGGAUAACAGCGUCGGCAAUGGGAUACAAAACAAAGUCCAGUAUAAGCUGAUCGCUUCAAAUGUUUGAUCACCGUGAGGAAAAAACCCUCUCGUGAAUCUGUAGCCCUGAGAGAUCUGAAACGCGAGCGUCGGUAACGUCCUGUUCCUUCACAUCGCGCCUGCACUGUCCUGUCUCCUCUCGAGGGUCUGGCUCUGUUGUCCAGGUGUCUCUGGCGCCCCCUGUUGUCAAUGAGCGGGCCGCGGGAGGCGCUGGUCAAGUCCCGGCGUGAAUAUCCGCGCCUCUCUGACUGUCGCAGCCCCGGUGUGGACACGCCGCCCCUGGCCAGCCCUGUUUCAUACACGGUCACUGUCCCUAUCCCCCCACCCCACCCCCGGCGGUCUGGGGGACCCGUCUACUUCCGUGUGAAAUAUGGAGGGGAGGGGAGUCUGGGACUCUGCGACCGGACUCCCUUUCCCUCUUGUCCCUGGAUGGGCUGCCCAUGCCCAUGUGUACGAGUCUGCUGUACAGGAAUUAAAAAGUGGAAUGUCGAAGAUC
Molecule: messenger RNA, 1600 nt
Organism: Lepisosteus oculatus (spotted gar)
Lineage: Eukaryota; Metazoa; Chordata; Actinopteri; Semionotiformes; Lepisosteidae
Gene: tomm22
Product: translocase of outer mitochondrial membrane 22 homolog (yeast)
Biological process (GO): intracellular protein transport
Cellular component (GO): mitochondrial outer membrane
Source: RefSeq, a predicted model, not a curated record